GAGAGGCGCAGUGUGGUUGCGUUGCUGACUGCCGUUCGUAGGUUCUCGGAGGCUCGCGGGUUGCCAUUCUUGCGCGAGGGAGAGAGAUAACGUCCGAGGUUGCGGCGAAAGACGACGAGGAAAAGGGAGGACUGCGUGUUCAUCUGCAGUCGAAGAAUACAGAUUCUGUUACAAAUCGGCUGAACGCACGUAAGGCCCUAGAAAGAAAGUUUGGAAGAAAAAGUCGUGCGCGGAGCCGAGGGGCCGCGCUAACGUGCGUGGCACACACCAGCUGAGUUUCCUCCUUCUGUGUACUAAAGAAGCAGCAGCCAUGUCGAUCGUCGGAAUCGUCAGCAAGAGUGAGUUCGUUGUCGGUGGCAAGUACAGGCUUAUGCGAAAGAUUGGAUCAGGAUCUUUUGGCGAUAUUUUCCUCGGCAUCAACAUCUCCAAUGGCGAGGAAGUUGCAAUUAAAUUGGAAAACAUAAGAGCCCGCCACCCACAGCUGUUGUAUGAGUCCAAAUUAUACAAGAUUUUACAUGGAGGUGUUGGAAUACCUCAUAUGCGCUGGUAUGGACAAGAACGCGAGUAUAACGUUCUUGUGAUGGACCUACUAGGUCCUUCACUUGAAGAUUUGUUUACAUUUUGCUCUCGAAAAUUCACAAUUAAAACAGUCUUGAUGCUGGCUGACCAGAUGAUAGGAAGGGUUGAGUUUGUUCAUUGCAAACACUUCAUCCACAGAGAUAUUAAACCAGACAAUUUCUUGAUGGGUAUAGGACGUCACUGUAAUAAGCUGUUCCUCAUCGAUUUUGGUCUGGCCAAGAAGUACCGUGACAGUCGCACCCGUUCGCACAUAGCGUACCGCGAGAACAAGAACCUAACGGGCACAGCGAGGUACGCCUCGAUCAACGCCCACAUGGGUAUUGAGCAAAGCCGUCGAGACGAUAUGGAGUCACUUGGCUACGUCCUCAUGUACUUCAACAGAGGCUCGCUGCCGUGGCAAGGACUCAAAGCUGCUACGAAAAAGCAGAAGUACGAAAAAAUCAGCGAAAAGAAAAUGUCCACGCCAGUCGAGGUUCUCUGUAAGGGCUUCCCCGCAGAGUUCGCGAUGUACCUAAAUUACUGUCGAGGUCUGCGUUUCGAGGAAGGCCCAGAUUACAUGUACCUGCGCCAGCUGUUCCGCAUCCUCUUCCGCACGAUGAACUACCAAUACGACUAUACGUUCGACUGGACGAUGCUGAAACAGAAAGUGGCCCUUAACAUCAACGGUUUGGCGGCAGCACCAGGGCAAGGACAGUCGCAGCUGCAACAGGGACAAGGCACCACCCAAGGACAACCGCCCACCCAGGCUACCGCUCAAUCAGUUGCACCGCCAGAACUUCGCAAGAGGAUAUAUCAUUGGAUGGAAUCGGCUUCUCCUGGCACUUCUGAAAAAUCUAUCGCGACUCAGAGUGAAAAAAAUGAUUAACACUAUCAUAAACUGUCUUUCGUGAUUAUUUCUCUUUCAAUUUCAAGAAAAUACACGAAAAUAGUAGUAAUUAUACCCAACCCAAGAUUCAUGCGAAUUGAUUGCAGUUGUGUUCUUAGAAAAACUGUUGAAAAUAAUUUUUUUCGUUAUUUAAACAAUUUUUCAUAAGCGAUUUUUGAAUUAAAAAUUUAUAUGUUUUUUGUACUGUCUUUGAGACAUAAAUGUAUUGCAGUACUUGAACAUAUAAGAAUGUGAUAUAGAGUUAGUUGCAUUAAAAAUUAGAAAAUACAGCGAUUAUAUUAUGAGAAUUUGAUCUUGUAAAAAAGAUUUAUGCUUAAAUAUUCUAAAAUAGACUGUCUUGUACAUUAAUGAAUGUAUUUCUUUAUUAUUUCACAUCCCACGUAGUUUAAUAUUUUUUAACCAACAAAUUUUUUUCUUGAUUGAACAAAUUUAUCAUGACAGUGACAAUUUACGA
This is a messenger RNA of Phymastichus coffea, 1919 nucleotides long. RefSeq names its product casein kinase I-like. Gene Ontology annotation, cellular component: cytoplasm; nucleus. Gene Ontology annotation, molecular function: ATP binding; protein serine/threonine kinase activity. The record is from RefSeq and is a predicted model, not a curated record. Gene Ontology annotation, biological process: peptidyl-serine phosphorylation; signal transduction; negative regulation of canonical Wnt signaling pathway. Bases 311 to 1444 code for a protein of 377 amino acids. The transcript is spliced from 6 exons. Lineage: Eukaryota; Metazoa; Arthropoda; Insecta; Hymenoptera; Eulophidae.